AUGAGUCUCUUCCCAACUGCACAAAGAAACACCCAUCUUGUUGAAUUUAAUGCCGGCAAAGUUGUCAGAGAAGGUUCAACCUUGAAGCCAGAUACUAGAAAGGGCGUUGUAUAUAUGGACCAGAGUGAUGAUCAAUUGAUGCAUUUUUAUUGGAAAGAACGCAAAGCAGCCGACCCAGAGGAUGAUUUCAUCAUCUUUCCUGAUGAAGCAGAGCUACUUCGUGUCAACGAGUGCACAACAGGCCGUGUUUAUAUCUUGAAAUUCAAAUCUUCCAGCCAAAAAGUGUUCUACUGGAUGCAGAGCAAAAACGACGAGAAGGACGAAGAGCUCGUCAGCCGUGUCAACCAGCUUAUCAACGAUCCUCAAAGCGCAGCUAAUGAUGGUGGUGGUCAAGGUGAUUUAGACAUGAACAUGACACAAGACAACCUUUUGCAAUUCAUUCAGAAUGCUGGUGGCUUGAGUGGCAAUCUUUCAUCAUCCUUACCAGGUGCCACUGGUAACGUCAUUGCUGCGUCCAAGUGGAGCGAGUUGCAUAAUACGCUUGCAGACAUCAACGUGCCAGAAGAACAAGCAUCUCUCGAUUUAGGUGAUGCUUUGGAUGCAGAUGCUGCCAAUGCCAUCUUGGGCGACUCUGAAAUCAGAUCUGCCCUCUUUCCUUUUGUCAGCGAGAGCUCAGAAAGAUCUGCAGACGAAAUUGCUCAGUUAGUCCAGAGUCAACAAUUCCAGCAAAGGUUACAGACAUUGAAUGCUGCCCUUCAGCAAGAUGCCUUGACUUCCAUUGUUGAGGCUUUAGAAACAGAGAAAGAUAUAAAAUCCUUUUUAAAAGCUGUUGAGGAGCAGGCUAAGCGCAAGCAGCACCGUGAUGCGGAUGCCAUGGACGAAGAUUAA
Molecule: messenger RNA, 888 nt
Organism: Mucor velutinosus
Lineage: Eukaryota; Fungi; Mucoromycota; Mucoromycetes; Mucorales; Mucoraceae
Product: phosphatidylinositol-4- kinase
Exons: 7
Coding region: 1-888 (295 amino acids)
Cellular component (GO): cytoplasm; nucleus; proteasome regulatory particle, lid subcomplex
Molecular function (GO): endopeptidase activator activity; proteasome binding
Source: RefSeq, a predicted model, not a curated record